Molecule: messenger RNA, 7893 nt
Organism: Equus caballus (horse)
Lineage: Eukaryota; Metazoa; Chordata; Mammalia; Perissodactyla; Equidae
Source: RefSeq, a predicted model, not a curated record
UUUACCAUCCUCGUAGGAGGUCCUUAAAGAUCUGCCUGCGAACUCCAAUGAUUGGGCGCUUACUAGUUACGGGAGGCAGCCCUCCCGGAGGGUGUCCAGCUCAGAGGGCUGGCUGCUCUUUCGCUUGUCCAUAACUUCCACCCAGUGGUCUUAGGCUCCCUUCGGAUGUGGUACCGACCGGGUGCCAUCCUUAUUUCACUUGACCGAGUCCGAGCUGCAGCCGACGGUGGAAGCUGCAAGGGCUGGGCAGAGUUCCAGGCAAGAGGGGCCGAGAGGCGUGAGCAGCGCUCCGCGGCGCUUGUCAGAGAAAUGGAGCAGCGGCUCCUUUGUGGGCUGAUGCUAAACUACUGGCGGACUACAGAGGAGAGGGGUCCCGUCUUCUCCUGAUGUUUAAAAAAAAAGUAAAGCAAUUUCUGCUGCGAGCCCAAGACGGGCGAGCCGCCUGAGAUCUCUUCAAGAUACCCCAGGGGAGGAGGAGAUGGGCUGGAUUUAGUAGGACAACUCGGUUACUAAUGACUCCGCGGCUGGCUGGGACCCGCCGGGAAAUCAGGUGCAAGCGUUUGCCUGUAGGUACCUGAGCUGACACCGACGGUGCCUAAAGAUGCUGAGCGGCGUUUGGUUCCUCAGUGUGUUAACCGUGGCCGGGAUCUUACGGACGGAGAGUCGCAAAACUGCCAAAGACAUUUGCAAGAUCCGCUGCCUGUGCGAAGAGAAGGAAAACGUACUGAAUAUUAACUGCGAAAACAAAGGAUUUACAACCGUCAGCCUGCUCCAGCCCCCCCAGUAUCGAAUCUAUCAGCUCUUCCUCAAUGGAAACCUCCUGACAAGACUGUACCCAAACGAGUUCGUCAAUUACUCCAACGCAGUGACUCUCCACCUGGGUAACAACGGGCUGCAGGAGAUCCGAACUGGGGCGUUCAGCGGCCUAAAGACCCUCAAGAGACUGCACCUCAACAACAACAAGCUCGAGGUGCUGAGAGAGGACACCUUCCUGGGCCUGGAGAGCCUGGAGUACCUCCAGGCUGACUACAAUUACAUCAGUGCCAUCGAGGCAGGGGCAUUCAGCAAACUGAAUAAGCUCAAAGUGCUCAUCCUGAAUGACAACCUUCUGCUGUCGCUGCCCAGCAACGUGUUCCGCUUCGUCCUGCUGACCCACUUAGACCUGAGAGGGAAUAGGCUGAAAGUGAUGCCUUUCGCUGGUGUCCUUGAACAUAUUGGAGGGAUUAUGGAGAUUCAGCUGGAGGAAAACCCAUGGAACUGCACUUGUGACUUACUUCCUCUCAAGGCUUGGCUGGACACCAUAACCGUUUUUGUUGGGGAGAUUGUCUGUGAAACUCCCUUUAGAUUGCAUGGGAAAGAUGUGACCCAACUGACCAGGCAAGACCUCUGUCCCAGAAAAAGUACCGGUGACUCUAGUCAAAGGGGCAGCCAUGCUGACGCACAUGUCCAAAGACUGUCACCUACAAUGAAUCCUGCUCUCAACCCAACCAGGGCUCCAAAAGCCAGCCGGCCACCCAAAAUGAGAAAUCGGCCAACUCCCCGGGUCACCGUGUCAAAGGACAGGCAGAGCUUUGGACCGAUCAUGGUAUACCAGACCAAGUCCCCUGUACCCCUCACCUGUCCCAGUAGCUGUGUCUGCACCUCUCAGAGCUCAGACAAUGGUCUAAACGUAAACUGCCAAGAAAGGAAGUUCACUAAUAUCUCUGACCUGCAGCCCAAACCUACCAGUCCAAAGAAACUCUACCUAACAGGGAACUAUCUUCAAACUGUCUAUAAGAACGACCUCCUAGAAUACAGUUCUUUGGAUUUGUUACAUUUAGGAAACAACAGGAUUGCAGUCAUUCAGGAAGGUGCCUUCACAAACCUGACCAGUUUACGCCGACUUUAUCUGAAUGGCAAUUACCUUGAAGUGCUGUAUCCUUCUAUGUUUGAUGGACUGCAGAGCUUGCAGUAUCUCUAUUUAGAGUAUAAUGUCAUUAAGGAAAUUAAGCCACUGACCUUUGAUGCUUUGAUUAACCUCCAGCUACUGUUUCUGAAUAACAACCUGCUGCGGUCCUUACCUGAUAAUAUAUUUGGGGGCACGGCCCUCACCAGGCUGAAUCUGAGAAAUAACCAUUUUUCUCACCUGCCUGUGAAAGGGGUGCUGGAUCAGCUCCCUGCUUUUAUCCAGAUAGAUCUGCAAGAGAAUCCGUGGGACUGCACCUGUGACAUCAUGGGGCUAAAGGACUGGACGGAACAUGCCAAUUCUCCUGUCAUCAUCAAUGAGGUGACCUGUGAAUCUCCCGCUAAGCACGCAGGGGAGAUACUGAAAUUUCUGGGGAGGGAGGCUAUUUGCCCGGACAGUCCAAACUUGUCAGAUGGAACCAUUUUGUCAAUGAAUCACAACACAGACACACCUCGGUCGCUUAGUGUGUCUCCCAGUUCCUAUCCUGAACUACACACUGAAGUUCCACUUUCCGUCUUAAUUUUAGGAUUGCUUGUUGUCUUUAUCUUAUCUGUCUGUUUUGGGGCUGGUUUAUUUGUCUUUGUCCUGAAACGCCGAAAGGGGGUGCCAAGUGUCCCCAGGAGUGCCAACAACUUAGAUGUAAGUUCCUUCCAGUUACAGUAUGGGUCUUACAACACUGAGACUCAGGAUAAAACGGAUGGCCAUGUCUAUAACUACAUCCCCCCACCUGUAGGUCAGAUGUGUCAAAACCCCAUCUACAUGCAGAAGGAAGGAGACCCAGUAGCCUAUUACCGAAACCUGCAAGAAUUCAGCUACGGCAACCUGGAGGAGAAAAAAGAAGAGCCAGCCACACUUGCUUACACUAUAAGUGCCACUGAAUUGCUAGAGAAGCAGGCCACACCAAGAGAGCCUGAGCUGCUGUAUCAGAAUAUUGCUGAGCGAGUCAAGGAACUGCCCAGUGCAGGACUAGUCCACUAUAACUUUUGUACCUUACCUAAAAGGCAGUUCGCCCCCUCGUAUGAAUCUCGACGCCAAAACCAAGACAGAAUCAAUAAAACCGUUUUAUAUGGAACUCCCAGGAAAUGCUUUGUGGGGCAGUCAAAACCCGACCACCCUUUACUGCAAGCUAAGCCGCAAUCAGAACCAGACUACCUCGAAGUUCUGGAAAAACAAACUGCAAUCAGUCAGCUGUGAAAGGAAAUCAUUUACAACCCUAUGGCAUCGGAGGAUGCUGCUCCAAACUGUUGGAAGCACUGCAUUUGCUCUCCUGUCUGUUUGUGUUGGCCCUUUCUCAGCGUCAGUGGGGGACUUUGCAAAUGUUUGGGGGAUGGGGUGAAGCAAUGAUACUGCUUUUUCAAGUUUUCCUUUAAAUUAUUUCUCUCUGGCUCUCCCCCUCCCACCUUUUUUUCCCUUCUCUCCUUAGGAAUCAUCACUGAACAUGAAUGUUUCUACAAUGCAUUUUUUUCAUAUAUUUUGUUUCUUUUUUCUUCUUUUAUUUUUCCAGUGUGGGAAUGGGAAGAGGAGAUUAUAGUGAAUGAAGAAAGAGUAAGCAAACUUUGCAGAUGAAAACGGAUAUUUUGUAGAAGAUCUCCAAAGAUCUUUUGAGACUAUAAAUUCUUUUGUAAAUAAUGAUAUAUGGUAUUUCCGUCUUCAGUUUUCAAGAUAGCCACUAGGCAUCACUUCUUUGUGUUAAAGUGCCUUUGCACUUUAAGUACAUUACUUAAAUGUUGCUUUUAGCUUUGAUAAAUUGAACAUAUUUUAAUGUGUUGUAUUUUUGAAAUUAAAAACACUGUAAAAUAGAUUGAAAUGUCAGCUAUAUGAAGUCAACGUACAGUUUGCUUGAGUUAUAGAAACCAGCCUAUCAUCAAAUGAUUCUAGUUCUAGGACUUUAUAGAUUUAACUGUAAAAUAUUUCCUUUCCUCUGGGUUUGUUGUAAGUGAUUUUAUUUAAGUCAACUAAGGGGAUUUAACAGUGGACUAGAGGUAAUAAACCACCUCAGUUGGGAUUAGUAAUUCAUUAAUAAAAUAUAUUUAACCCAAUAUCAGAGUGAAUUGAACAAUUAAUGCCCUUCCCUAAAUCAUUAUUUUACACUAACAUGGUCAGUGUUUUAGAUUAUUUUCCUAAUUAAGAGUACAUUACACAACUUGUAAUAUAUUUUUUCUGCAUUAAAUUAGAUAUUUUUAUAUAUUUAAAUGAAAGAGUCUGUAUUUCUAACUUUUUAAUUGAAAUUAAUAUUUUUUCUGCCUAUUGAAACAUUUUCUACAAACACACACCAGUAGAGGCCGCCACACACCUCAUUUAAUAAAGACAUAGGAGCCAUUAAAUACCUGGAAGGAAGACUUCAAAGGUCAGAUUCAACUUCCCAAGUAAGUUCUCUGCAAAUUCAAGGCAGCAGAGACAAAUGUCUACGUUACUUUCUAUUUCUUUUAGGAUUAAAGGUUAGGGUCAGAAUCCUUCUCAAUUUUCACAUUUUCAGAGAAAGCAGCAUUUUCCUCUUGAGUGUACCUAAGCGUUAAUGGGGUGCUGUCAUAUCGCGUACUAUUUGCAUCUCCGAAUCAAUUAGUGAGUCCCUAACCCCAAGACAGUCUGCAUCUGGUUGCUUCUGCCUUCUUGAGGCAUGUGUUACUUGAAUUUUUCCUUGUCAGCUUGAGCAAGGCUUUCCUUUUGGUCUUAGCAUUAAAAUGAUUUUAACUAACCAAGUCUAUAUAACGUUUCUGAAGCCUAUUCGCCUGUAAAUAAUUUUUAGAUGCAAAUGUUAUUUUGUGAUUUAAACAAACAGCCCUUCUUUACAACAAAAAAUCGUUUUGUUUUGUCUAUUGUAAAUCCUUAUGCAACUGGGAUGGUGAUCUGCAUAUAAAGUAGUCCAGCUUUUCACUUCCUUAUUAGAGCAAUUGAUGGCAUCUGAAAGAAGCACACUGUUUCCUUUUCAUAAAUAGGGUACUGCACAUAAUAAUCCUUUAUUAUCAUGUGGACAUUGAAGUGGAUCCUGAUAUCUUACUUUUAAAGCUUUAAAAUGACUAAUAGUACAUUGUCUGUCACUAUAAACAAUUCAUGUGAUAGGCUUUCAAUUAGGAAUUACUUAAAUCCAAAUGAUUUGGAUUAAUAACUACUGGUGCAAAAUAGCUUUUUUUAAACAAUAGAAGGUAAUUGUGUAUAUAUAAAUGUAAAGGGCGUUCAGGAAACAAUGCCUCUAACAAGCUAAAAUCUCUGAAUAUCUACAGUGACAAGCUAAUGUGUUCAUUCUUUGAUUAGAGAUCAUAAUUCCUAUUAAAUCUAUUAGAUCAAAGUCGAAAACGGUGGGCUGAAAUGAUCUACAAGAGAGGUAAUGUAGAGAGAUUUUACAUUUCAUAGAAGAGGAGCAAGAGUAUCAUGCUGGUUGAACUUGGAGAUAGCUCCUGGAAACCAUCUCCUCUCUUCUCUUUGAGUGAAGUACUUAUUAUACAUAAAAAAGAGUUUCAAAAACCCGCUUGUGGCUGCUCUCAUUUGGUGCAAUUAUAAAUACGGAAUAGAGAGGUAGGUAUUUGGGGAAAUGAUUAUGAAGGCAAAUUAUUAUAUAUACUCUGUUAAAGAUAGUUUUUAGGUUUAAACUACAUGACUAGAACUACUGAUGUAGUGAUUCCACUUGGGUGUUCUUAUUCUCCUGAAAGUAAAUUCAUUCCUGUAAAAUGCCAUCAUCCAUAGAUCAUUAAAUCAUUAGUCUUAAAUGGAGAUAGCUUAAUAUUCACUUAGUUACUUGAUUUUAAAGAGGCCUCCUGGAAGAACGAUUCAUAAACUCUCUUGCUUAAUAAUUACAGUUUACUUCUAGAUUCUCAUGCUUCUUAGAUUUGUACUUUAUUAAUAUUAGGUUUUAAGAUGAAAUUGUUUGAAUGUGGUCCAGACUAUUUCAUUUAAAGGCAUAACACAUCAUAUACUUUGAAGCUUUAUUUUCUAAUGCAAUUACAAACAUUGAGUUUAUUAACUUAAUAGCAUCCCCACUGACUACAUUGUUUUGCUUUAUCCACUCAAGUGCUUUCAAACAUAUUUUAUUUUAGGAUUUUUAAUUUUAUCUCCUACAGCUGGAUUUUGCUAUUUCCUUUUAUUUCACAUGCAGCUUGUAAUGGGUAUGAGCAUCAGCACAGCGAAAUGGUUCCAGCCAACAGAAUGCGAUCUCCCCUGGCCCUGCCUGGAACAGAUCUAUAUGUCUGGCCCUACAAAUGGCAAAUGGUAACUCCCUUCGAUUCCAGCUCUUAAUUAGUUGCUUUCACUGUUUCUGAAUAUACCUGUGGCUAAAUUUGUAUUGAAACACUCAAAAAUACCACUUCUCAGUCUGGACACAAUUGCCAAGAGUCUAAUUUGGUUCUCAAAUUUGGUCAACCUGUGUGCCUUUUUAGUUUACUCCAGCAGUUGGUGAGUAAGGAAAUGACCCUUCAAUAUCCUCUGCUUUGUCCUCUAACUCCUAAGCUGAUUUAAUUUCUCUAAAUAUUUGCAUGUCAUCAAGGGCUCAAUAUUUCAUGGAUUUUACAAAAAGUGUAUAAGGAACAACCGAGAGGUUCUGUGAUUUUUCAGACUCUGGAAAUUCAUUUUAAUUGUACACCUUCCAGAAACGUACUGGAUUGGAUGCUAGAGUGAAGAAAGCCUUCCAGACAAUCCUCCCAAUCCAAUCAUUUCUUCAUUCAUUCAUUCAUUCAAUAAAUAUUUAUUGAGUGCUUGCUUCCUAGGUGCCAGGCUCUAUUCUGUGUGCCGAGGGGACACAGAGAUAGAAUAGACAGGAUCUCUGCCUCUCUCCUCCCCCCACCCUCCACAGUGAGCAUAGUGCUAAUAAAGGAGAACCUUAUCUGAGUGACAAUCACCCAGAGUAAACGGUGGGAACAGUCAGGAAAUGCAGGAAGUUGGGUUUGUAAAGGUGAUUCUGUACAAUGAAGUAUAAAACUGAUGUAUCAUCAACAGACUAGCUACAAUGUAACUACAACAUCUCUUUAGAGUUACACAGCUAAAAAGGAAAAAACCCCACAAAAAUAAAAUAAAACAAGUUUCUGCAGAAUAGGGCCCAAUAUUAUGGCCUGAAGAUAGCUAUAUACUUGGGCUAUCUAAAGAUCUACAUUGUAAAGAUGAGUCCAAAAAUUGUAAAUACAAAUUCACAAUGUACUUCAAUUUUAUGGAAUAUCAAUAUUUUAGAGGCAAUAUUUACUUUAUAUUUCAGUGGCUUAAAAGAUAACAUUUUGGCUUAAGUGUCUUUUACCGAUACAAUAAGACACUAACCUAAAUCCUGAGAGAGAAAAUUAAGUACUGUAUAUAGGUUUACUUUGCUUCUCACAAUGGUUGUGCAAAAAGUCACGUGUCAAUUGAAGUUUUGUAAAUCAAAUUGUAUUUUAAAUGCAUUAGGGAAGCUGCCAUUUAGACGAAACUGGUGAAUCCUUUUAUAAAGCAGAAAACCAUUUUAUAAUACAAGUAAUCACUCUCUAAUCUCUCUGUUUUGUAUGUUUGGAUUUUCAAUACCGACUUUGCUUAAAACAGAGCCCACCUGCAUAAUCAGAGUGGGUUUUGCCAGUGUGCCGCUUGUGCUACCAGUUUCUUGGUUGCUAAGGGCUUAUACUUGAAAACCUGCUGCAGUUUUGUGUGAGUUGAGCUAUCAAGCGAUUCUAUGAUGGCGCAGCAGCAUUCCUGAACAGCCCGAGCAGCCAACCCAUUUCAACCCAAUUCAGCAUAGGACUCUUCUGCUUAGCAGCGUCUCCUCUCUCACAUGUGGCCAUGUUUCAUUAGAAGAUAGGGUGACUCCUGGAUUCACAUCCUAUAAAGUGCUUAGAGUCACAGGUUUUAUAAGAAAUAUGUUAUUAUGUAAACAUACUGAAUUGCAUGUGUGUUAGAAUUUUUUAGCAGUAUUUUAGCUUGAAAAUACUUGUACAAAUACUGUUAGAUUUAGUUGCAAAUAAUUGUUCUCAAGUUACUGGAAUAAAUGGCAAAUGAAACAA